Molecule: messenger RNA, 968 nt
Organism: Xenopus tropicalis (tropical clawed frog)
Lineage: Eukaryota; Metazoa; Chordata; Amphibia; Anura; Pipidae
Gene: cfap161
Product: cilia and flagella associated protein 161
Source: RefSeq, marked provisional
CAGCAGAAUUGCAUCGAUAAGGAAGUGGCAGAAGUUUCGCGGAUUCACCAUGAGCUUUAGAACUUUUUGCCCGUCCGUGCGGCUGGGGAACUGGAAUGAGGAUGUCGCUCUGGAGGAGGAUAUUCUCAAAGAUUAUCUGGAAAAAAAAGAUAAAGGAGAACUUUUUAUACAGAAAACAAGCAACCUGAAGAAAAAUAUAUUAAAAAAGACAGAGCUGAGUAUUUCCCAGGAUGGAUGUCUUCACUUUGGGGAUGUGGUGAUGCUUCUUAAUCCUGAAAACAGUGAGCAGUCACUGAGUAACACGUCUCCCACGAAUGGUAACUAUGCCCUGUCUGUAAAUCCGAAUGAAAAUGCCGUGUAUUCAAAAACUCAUUUGGAAGCACCGUGUGGGGUCAGUGGCAGCACAAACCUGGAGCCGACAGUCAGAAAUGCUUUUAUCAUCACCAGUGUUGAUGGCAGUGAUGUUGGAGAGCCUGUUCACUAUGGGCAGAACUUUGCUCUAAGAACCACAGAAGGAUUUAUGAAUCAUUUGCACUUAACUAGUGACCAGAAGACCUUUCUAAAAAGCAGCAAGAAGUCUUACUUACAAGAGGUUAGUUUAACAGACCAACUGUCCUAUCAGAACUGCUGGAAUUUCAUUUACUUGGACCCUCAGCUGCGACUUGAAAAUGAAGGCUUCCCAGUACCGGCAAACACUAAAUUACUUAUAGUUCAUAGCAAAACCAAUCAGUGCUUGGCUGUCCUGAGGAAGCAAGUCCUCUGGACUUUUUUUGGCAAAGAAUGUGAGAUAACUGCCCAUACAUUCUUAAAUGGGCACAAAGCUGAAGAGAAUGAAAACCACUGGAUUGUAGUGACUGGCAAUCCUAGUAAUGGGAUGAGCACCAUGUUUGACAGACCUGCACCCAGUGACCACGUGCACUGAGAAACAGUACUCAUUAGCAAUAAAAUGUCUAAAUAAUGAGACUGGA